Molecule: messenger RNA, 5814 nt
Organism: Notolabrus celidotus (New Zealand spotty)
Lineage: Eukaryota; Metazoa; Chordata; Actinopteri; Labriformes; Labridae
Gene: unc5b
Product: unc-5 netrin receptor B
Exons: 17
Coding region: 581-3421 (946 amino acids)
Biological process (GO): anterior/posterior axon guidance; netrin-activated signaling pathway
Cellular component (GO): membrane
Molecular function (GO): protein binding; netrin receptor activity
Source: RefSeq, a predicted model, not a curated record
UCGAGGUAAGACGCACACGGGGACGGAGCAGACCCGGGAGUCCAGUCUGCAGUGGACGUGCCUACCUGACAGCAUCUCCCCGAGGUACUUACUCUGAGAGUUUGUCCUCGCUGGGAGUCGGACUCUCUGGUUGAAUUCUUUCUUUCAUCCAGAUUUGAAAUGCGUCAAACUUUUUGGUGACUUCUCGCGGAGCCCUCUGCGCUCAUGGCUGCCAAUCAAGCAGGUCUCACGCGCUGCUGGAAAGGAUAUCUAUGAGGAAUAGUCCCGAGACAGUGUUCGUGUUUCUCCACAGUGUGUGAAACCAUAUGGAGCUCUCCAAACUUUGAUUACGCGCGGAAAUUACACCCCUGCAAUCUUCCUCGGAUUGACGCGCUGCUCGCUGAUGGAUGUGUUUUUCAGUUUGUGUUAAAACAGAAGAACAACGACUCUCAACAUCAGAGACUGGACUAAUCAUUUCAGUGGUUUCUGGAGAAGUCUCUCAGGGGGGCAGACUCUUUUGGAAAAGAGCCACUCGUUGUGUCACCGCAGGUUAGGCUGCGUGGACAAGCUGGGACGUUUCGCGACGACAUAGCCGGAAAAGAUGCUCUCUGCUCGGGCGCAGCGUGACCCAGGUCUCGCUCCUCUGGUUCUCCUGCUCCUGGUCGGGGGAUAUGUCGUGUCUUGCAUGGAGAGCAGCGACUACAGCGAGGCCGAGGUCCUCCCCGACUCCUUCCCUUCAGCGCCGGCAGAACCCCUCCCAGAGUUCCUGCUGGAACCGGAGGACGCCUUCAUCGUGAAGAACCGACCCGUCCAGCUGAGGUGUCGAGCUUCACCGGCAACGCAGAUCUACUUUAAAUGUAACGGAGAGUGGGUCAACCAGAACGACCAUGUGACCAGAGAGAGUCUGGACCAAGUCACAGGUCUGGUGGUGAGGGAGGUAGAUAUCUCUGUGUCGAGGACCCAGGUGGAGGAGUUGUUUGGGUUGGAGGACUACUGGUGCCAGUGUGUGGCCUGGAGCUCUGCUGGCACCACCAAGAGCAACCGUGCCUAUGUCCGCAUUGCAUACCUGAGGAAGAACUUUGAGCAGGAGCCGCUGGGGAGGGAGGUGCGACUGGAGCAGGAGGUGCUGCUGCAGUGUCGCCCCCCGGAGGGCAUGCCUGCCGCAGAGGUGGACUGGCUGAAGAACGAGGACCUCAUCGAUCCAUCCCAGGACUCCAACUUCCUGAUCACCAUCGAUCAUGAUCUGAUCAUCAAACAGGCCAGACUGUCGGACACGGCCAACUACACCUGUGUGGCUCGUAACGUGGUGGCCAGAAGGCGCAGCAGCACGGCUACUCUCAUUGUUUAUGUGAGCGGAGGGUGGUCGUCUUGGACCGAGUGGUCGGAGUGCAACGCUCGGUGUGGGCGGGGCUGGCAGCGACGGACACGCAGCUGCACCAAUCCGGCUCCUCUGAACGGAGGCGCCUUCUGCGAGGGUCCGCCUUUCCAGAGAGUGACCUGCACCACGCUGUGCCCAGUGGACGGAGGCUGGACCGAGUGGGCAAAGUGGUCUGCCUGUGGGACCGAGUGCACCCACUGGCGCAGUCGCGAGUGCCAAGCUCCCCCGCCCAGGAACGGAGGGAAGCACUGCAGCGGCAGCAUGAUGGAGAGCAAGAACUGCACCGAGGGGCUGUGUGCGCGCAAUAAAAAGAUUUCUAUUGAACAUGCAAGCCAUCCGCUGGCUCCCGGGAUGGGUGUCGCGGUCUACGCCGGUCUGGUGGGGGCCCUGCUGCUGUGUGUGAUCCUGGUGUUGUGCGUGGGAGUGCUCGCAUAUCGCCGCAGAUGCCGCCAUCUCCACGGAGACAUCACCGAUUCUUCUUCUGCUCUCACUGCCGCCUUCCACCCUGGCAACUACAAGCCUCCCAGACAGGAUAACCCUCACCCUCUGCACCCCUCGGCUCCUCCAGACCUCACGGCCACAGCGGGGGCUUUCCGGGGCCCGCUCUUCUCCCUGCAGCAGGGGGUGAACGACAGCCCGCACAAGAUCCCCAUGACCACCUCCCCUCUGCUGGACCCUCUGCCCAGCCUUAAAAUCAAGGUGUACAACGCGUCCACGCUCUCCUCCCUGGAGCUCCCCCCGGACAUGUACUCCUGCGACGGGGAGAUCCUCAGCCUGAAGUCGGUGGGCACCAUAGGGAGAGAGAGGGACUACCACAGCCACACGCUGUCCAGAGAGCCCGGGCUGAGCACCAGCGCCACUCUGGGCGCCCUGGGAGGACGCCUGACCAUCCCAAACACAGGUGUGAGCCUCCUGGUCCCGCCCGGUACCAUCCCCCAGGGGAAGUUUUACGAGAUGUACCUCAUCAUCAACAAGUGGGACAAAACGACGCUUCCCUCAGAAGGCAGUCAGACCGUGUUGAGUCCUGUGGUGAGCUGUGGCCCGUCUGGUAUGCUGCUGAACCGUCCUGUGGUUCUUACUUUGCCGCACUGCGCCCAGCUCGACACACCGACGCCUGACUGGACCCUCACACUCAAGACUCAGACGCACCAAGGGGCCUGGGAGGAGGUGCUGACUGUGGGAGAGGAGACUCUGUCGUCUCCAUGCUACCUGCAGCUGGAGGAGGAGUGCUGUCACGUGCUCAUGGAGCAGUUGGGGACGUACGGCUUGGUGGGACAGUCCUGCCCUCCACAGCCGGCCUGCAAACGGCUGCAGCUCGCCCUGUUCGCCCCCAGAGCCCCCUGCCUCUCCCUGGACUACAGCCUCCGGAUCUACUGCAUCCAUGACACCCCACAUGCACUCAAGGAGGUGCUGGACCUGGAGAGGAGUCUAGGCGGGGUUCUGCUGGAGGAUCCCAAGCCGCUGCUCUUCAAAGACAGCUACCACAACCUGCGCCUGUCCAUCCACGACAUCCCUCACACUCACUGGAGGAGCAAACUACUAGCAAAGUAUCAGGAGAUCCCCUUCUAUCACAUCUGGAGCGGCAGCCAGAGACCCCUGCACUGCACCUUCAGCCUGGAGAGAGGCAGCCUGGCUGUGUCUCAGCUCAGCUGUAAGAUCUGUGUGCGACAGGUGGAAGGGGAGGGACAGAUAUUCCAGCUGCACACGGAUAUUCAGGAGACUCUACCCCCACACUCGCCCCUCCCAUCAGGAGGCUCCUGCCUGCCCUCCUCUCAGGUGGGACCCUACGCCUUUCGCCUGCCUGACUCCAUCCGCCAGAAGAUCUGUGCCAGUCUGGACGCCCCCAGCGCUCGAGGAUGUGACUGGAGACUACUGGCCCGCAGUCUGGGCUUUGACAGGUACUUGAACUACUUUGCGACCAAGCCGAGCCCCACAGGUGUUCUGCUGGACUUAUGGGAAGCUUGUCACCAAGCCGACGCGGACCUGGUCUCUCUGGCGACCGCGCUGGAAGAGAUGGGCAAAAGCGAGGUGCUUGUUGUCAUGACAACAGAUGGGGACUGUUGAUUGGUCAAGGAGCGAGAGCGAAAAGCAAGACUUUUCUUUUUCUUUUUUUCUUUGUUUUUCCCUCUCUCUCUCUCCACGCCGCCGCCGCCAUGAUGAACGUGAGAAUAUGCACACCCCGGCACGAUUCAGAGCAUUUUGUCUCCUCCACAUGAACUGCAUUACCUCUGCCUCAUCUAACCCCCCCCCAGAUCAGCCUCUGUAGCUACACACCGACCAUAACCUAUUCCCACGUGGGCCAUCCAAGGAUAACUGCUAACCUGAUUCAGCUGGAAUCCUCAAUGUAGCAUCUGUGAGAUGUGAAAGCAAUCUGAGGGUACGAAGGCGUAAAAUGGGUGUUAAGUAAUCUGUCAGCGCUGACGUUGACUGUCCUCGUGGAAGAUUGAAAAUUACACUCCUGUUGUAUAUAUCUAUGAUACAGCUCCGGGACAAACACAACCAUCCAUGUAUUCAACACAAGAAGACACACAACCACGACCACACAACAACACAAACGCUAACAUGGGAUUACCCGUGUUCGGUAGCAGCAUGAAAGCGCAUGAUUGAAAACCAUCUCACCUCACGGCAGAGGCUUUUUGUUUGCAGCGACUGACAGGCAGCACCGGUCUGUCUGCAACCUCCUCAGGCUACAGACGCACUCCAACACACACUCACUAAACGGCUCAUGUAUUGGCUCUACAUCACUCGGGCUUGGAUUUCUUUUCCAACCGUCAACAAACCUUACGGUGAGGACUGAAACCCUCGAAGUUUGAGGGCCGGAGCGGAUCGCUGCAGGCUGAAAGGAAAACAACGCUGCCUCUCUGCUGCGAUGUAGGCGGACGUCUUGUGAAGUCCGCUGAAGAUUUGGCGGAGAACUAGACCGAUUGACUCUUUAUAUUGUACCAACAAAUGCCUCAAAGCCUUGGCAUAUCAUUGCAACUCACAGGGGUGUUUCUCUUUCAUCUCUCCUCGCGUUCCUCUGUCGCUCUGCCACACUCCUCCUCUGAUCUGUCCAGAACAAACUGCAGGAGAGCUUUCCACUCAUCCCUUAAAAGUUUCCUUUGGGGAACGCUCUUUAAGUUAUUAUCCAUAUUUGUGGAUUCUUGUUUUUUUCACUGUCAUUGCUGUUUAAGGAUCACAUAGAACCUGUUCUGUCAUCUCUGCUUGACUUCUCAGCUGCUGUGUUUUAUUUCUGAGGGGUGUACCAUGAAGCCAGAUUAUGUGCUCAGCUUAAAGCCAGAGUUUGAGUCUUUCUACCUGGUGAGAUCCUAAACUCACGCUGCACACCUCACCUGUCCUGGACGGAGAUUUCUGCAGAGUCUCAGAUUUAAAUCUGGAGUGAAGCAUCAUCCUUUAACUAAUUCUCACCCUGAUGAAAUCCUCUGAGAGCGACGCAGAGUCUGAGCAGACAGAAUAUGUUAGGAGACGACUUAUUAAGCUGUGUCUUUAGCAACAGAUGCAACAAGAUGAAUUCAGUUGGAGUAGCACAAAGUGUAGCAUUGCAUCCCAUAAUUCUACAUGCAUUCACUCUCAUUGUUCCCUGUUUGCUUCAGGGUUUGAGACCGUCAGAGGAAACUGAAGUCAUUUCUUCCUCUUCCUCAUGAUGUGAUAGAAUCCUGACUUUACUGCUGCAUUAUGUUAAAGCUUUAAGAGCUCCACUGUGAGCAGUUGUCCCAUAUGAAACAAAUGGAGGCUGUGAGAGCGCAUCAGCAGUAAAACCCUCGUAUUAAUUCACAAAAUAUUCAUAAAGUUCUCUGCAGCGUUCCUCUCUCUCUCUGUUUUUGGGGAGUAAUAACUUCAUUGCUCAUUUUAACAGCGGCACAAUGAUUCCCCUUUGUUCUGAGAACACGUCAAAUGAUUCGUUUAACACCUCCUGUUAUUUGCAGCACGGUGUGCCUGCAGCAGAACGCCUGUUAACCCAAAGAGGUGAUGUUACACCUGUUGAUGUUCAAGGAUUCUCAAGCUCGAGUUCAUUAAAGGUGCUGUGAGGAGUUUGUCACUGAUUUGAGAAAAGUCUCACUUUUAUACCGAUGCAUCUUCACGACACUCAAGAGUUCUUCAUUUCAGCGUCUGUGUUCAGAGCUCAGCUGCUAAUGUUUGUCAGUGAGAGUAAAUGAUCAAGCAGGAGGAGUUUCUCUUCUUUAGAUCAUUUAUAAUGAUUCGUCCUCACGUCUGAUUCUGGAGCAGGAUUAUCAAACAGAUGGAGGAACUCUACAACCAGAGCUCUGCUAGCUAAAAGAGUUCAGAAUCAGAAUCAGCUUUAUUGUCGUUGUACAAGUACAAUGAAAUUUCGUCGAACUUCUCUCCAAUUAAAGAUAAGAAUUUAACAAGGGAAGAAAUGUUCAUCAGAGACGACAGCUAGUUUAUAAUCCUCCUGUCAGCCACCACCUCCACAGGGUCCAGGACUGAGCUGGCCU